Oncorhynchus masou masou (cherry salmon) is the source of this 1779-nucleotide messenger RNA. Its product is annotated as tubulin monoglutamylase TTLL4-like. The record is from RefSeq and is a predicted model, not a curated record. Gene Ontology annotation, cellular component: cilium. The transcript has 9 exons. Gene Ontology annotation, molecular function: tubulin binding; tubulin-glutamic acid ligase activity. Gene Ontology annotation, biological process: protein polyglutamylation; microtubule cytoskeleton organization. Lineage: Eukaryota; Metazoa; Chordata; Actinopteri; Salmoniformes; Salmonidae. The coding region runs from base 1 to 909 and encodes 302 amino acids.
AUGAUCAGGUCUGACCCGUUUGUAAUGGGAGGAUCCUGUCAUGAGCUGUUUGGCUUUGACAUCUGCAAACCUCAAGCCUUGGGUUCUGUCAACAUCUCACCAAGCUGUCAUGAGCUGUUUGGCUUUGACAUCAUGCUGGAUGAGAACCUCAAGCCUUGGGUUCUGGAGGUCAACAUCUCACCAAGCCUCCACUCCAGCACCGCUCUGGACGUGGCCAUUAAGGGCCAGAUGAUCAGAGAUGUGUUGAACCUGGCGGGUUUCCUUCUGCCUCAGAGAGAAGAGGUGCUUCCCUCCGCCAGCAGCUCUGCCAGCAGUCUGUGUGGAGGGACACGGGAGAGAUCCAGACCCGAGAUUUCAACUGAUGAGAAAGUCAAGCGGGCCUUCUACCUGAGCCAGCGCUUCGCAGAUCAGGACUUGUUCUCCUCCAUCCUGGACGUUCUGACUCCAGAGGACGUACGUGUUCUGGCUGAGACGGAGGACGAGCUGAGCAGGAAGGGAGAGUUUGAACGCGUCUUCCCCUCUCACUCCUCCUCACGGUACCUGCGCUUCUUCAAACAACCACGCUACCUCAACAUCCUGCUCAACCAGUGGGAGACCAAGUACGGACAGAACAGGAGAGAAGGAGUCUGUGUGCUGAGGAGUCUGUGUCAGAAAGGAGUCCAUCUAGGAACCACCGACCCUGCACAUCUAUGGUCCAAGUCGACCUACGUUCCCAAGUCUGAUCACCCCAGGCAGGAGCCAAGGAGAUCGAGUGUGGUGGUGAGUCACAGAUCCAGGCCCCAGCCAGACCAGGAGGAGUACUGUUUCUCCCAGGAGGUCACCACCUCCCUCCUGGGCUCCUCCAGCCCCAGCCUGGCCACCGAGUCUACAGCCAGCGUGCCACCCAGAGAUGAGGAGUUCCAGGAUUAACCUGCUCUCACUGCAACCUAACACGGUUGACUUCUUGAAGAAGGCAUAAACACAUCCUCUGUUUGGGGAUGUGAACGCCGUAGGUGUGAUGGAGGGUCAAGUCAACAUGAACACCUUUCUCUCUCUCUCGAUGCAUAUUCCUCUUUUCACUACCAUAGUCUGAACUGGAGAGGGACAAACCGCUGAGUUUUCUGAUGGUUUUUUUUCAUAAUGUGGAGUGUUGGUCCUGGAUAAGGGGGAGGGGCUUCUCUGGACCAGGUGGACAGACAGCAGCUUUGGCCAAUCGACCGAGGAGAAAAUCUAAGGCUGCUCUGCCUACUUAGAGCCAGUCCAAUCAGAUUCCACUCCUAGGUGUGUUUACAUCAAAUAUAAAUCAACAUUUAUUGGUACACACAUUUUGUUAUUGCAGGUGCAGUGAAAUGCUUGUGUUUCUAGCAUUUCAGGCUUGUUACUAUGGGAUGGGUAUAUAUAUAUAUAACUACAUUUCAGGCUUGUUACUAUGGGAUGGGUAACUGCAUUUCAGGCUUGUUACUAUGGGAUGGGUAUAUAUAUAUAACUGCAUUUCAGGCUUGUUACUAUGGGAUGGGUAUAUAUAUAUAUAUAUAUAACUGCAUUUCAGGCUUGUUACUAUGGGAUGGGUAACUGCAUUUCAGGCUUGUUACUAUGGGAUGGGUAACUGCAUUUCAGGCUUGUUACUAUGGGAUGGGUAACUGCAUUUAUUUGGCUGGUCAUUUUACAUAUGCUUCACAAUUUUUACAAUUUGAAGUUGUACCAAUAAUUGUUAUGAAUAAAUAAUUGAAUUAACAGUUGUGCUAUCAGACUAGGGAAAUAACUGCUCAGGUUCAGACAUUAAAACUGAUAUUUGAAGAA